Uncinocarpus reesii 1704 is the source of this 420-nucleotide messenger RNA. RefSeq lists its product as uncharacterized. Bases 1 to 420 code for a protein of 139 amino acids. Gene Ontology annotation, biological process: sphingolipid biosynthetic process; very long-chain fatty acid biosynthetic process; fatty acid elongation. The record is from RefSeq and is a predicted model, not a curated record. Gene Ontology annotation, molecular function: 3-hydroxyacyl-CoA dehydratase activity. Gene Ontology annotation, cellular component: endoplasmic reticulum membrane. The transcript has 2 exons. Lineage: Eukaryota; Fungi; Ascomycota; Eurotiomycetes; Onygenales; Onygenaceae.
AUGUCCGCAAAGCCGCCCGCCUCCUCCGUCCCCACCAAAACCGCCUCCACCGGCACCCGUGGCUACCUUUUCCUCUACAACGCCGUCUCCUUCACCCUCUGGAGCAUCAUCACCCUCCGCCUCUUCCUCCUCUUAUGCCUGCUCGUCCCCACCGGUCACCUCAGCGCGAUCUACAAUGCCCUUUUCCCCCUCCUCAAACUCACGCAGUCCCUAGCGAUGCUGGAGGUUCUGCACUCGCUCACGGGCAUUGUACGGGCGCCGGUGAUGACAACGCUGAUGCAGGUUGCGAGUCGGGUGGUGGUGGUCUGGGGGGUGAUGUGGAUGUUUGCGGAGGCGAGGGUUGGGAGGGAACUAGGGAUUCUGGGCGGGAAGAGCGCUGAUGGUGGGCGGCUGGGGGAUUGGGGGUUUGUGGGGGUUUAG